UCAAGAACGAGACACUGCUAAUCUGUACGUGAGUGGCAUGGCAUCAAAUCACAGCACUUCACCCCAAGAUGACCAUCUUCCUCAUUACCUCCAGGAUGAAGACCCCUUUGCAUCAAAACUCUCUAGGGAAGCUGACUUAGUAGCUGGAUUUUAUUUAACAGUAAUUGGGGUUCUUUCCACUUUUGGGAAUGGCUAUGUUCUUUUUAUGUCUUUGAAACGGAAAAAGAAGCUCAGACCCGCUGAGAUAAUGACUGUCAAUUUAGCCGUGUGUGACUUGGGGAUUUCAGUUGUCGGAAAACCAUUUAGUAUAAUUUCCUUCUUCUCUCACCGAUGGGUGUUUGGCUGGCUGGGCUGCCGUUGGUAUGGAUGGGCCGGCUUCUUCUUUGGCUGUGGGAGCCUUAUCACCAUGACAGCUGUCAGCCUGGAUAGAUACCUGAAAAUUUGUCAUUUAACUUACGGUACCUGGCUUAAGAGACAUCAUGCCUUCAUCUGCCUGGCAAUAAUCUGGGCCUACGCUAUGUUCUGGGCUACUGUGCCAUUUGCUGGUUUGGGGAACUAUGCUCCCGAGCCAUUUGGAACCUCCUGCACUCUGGAUUGGUGGCUGGCUCAGGCUUCAGUGGCUGGACAGGCAUUUAUUCUGAAUAUUCUCUUCUUCUGCCUCUUGCUCCCAACUGCAGUGAUUGUGUUUUCCUAUAUUAAAAUCAUUGCAAAAGUCAAGUCGUCCGCCAAAGAAGUUGCUCAUUAUGACACCAGGAUUCAAAACAAUCAUGUACUGGAAAUUAAAUUGACCAAGGUGGCAAUGUUGAUCUGUGCAGGAUUUCUGAUUGCCUGGAUCCCAUAUGCCGUGGUAUCAGUGUGGUCAGCUUUUGGACAGCCAGACUCAGUGCCCAUUCAAGUUUCAGUCGUCCCAACCUUGCUUGCAAAAUCGGCAGCUAUGUACAACCCGAUUAUUUACCAGGUCAUUGAUUGUAAAUUUUCCUGUUGCCGUUCAUUGCAGAAGAAGAGCUCCUUGAAGAAAUCCAGGCUGUAUACGAUAUCUGGAAAUAGAGAGCCAACAGCAGUGAACGAAACCCACCUGGAGGUGUGACGGCAUAUGGACAGGUGUAUGGAAA
Messenger RNA from Mauremys reevesii (Reeves's turtle), 1112 nucleotides. It is a transcript of the gene OPN5, whose product is annotated as opsin 5. Lineage: Eukaryota; Metazoa; Chordata; Testudines; Geoemydidae. The coding region runs from base 38 to 1087 and encodes 349 amino acids. Gene Ontology annotation, biological process: visual perception; G protein-coupled receptor signaling pathway. Gene Ontology annotation, molecular function: G protein-coupled receptor activity. Gene Ontology annotation, cellular component: membrane. The transcript is spliced from 7 exons. The record is from RefSeq and is a predicted model, not a curated record.